This is a messenger RNA of Callorhinchus milii (elephant shark), 1395 nucleotides long. RefSeq names its product U6 snRNA biogenesis 1 (gene usb1). Gene Ontology annotation, biological process: U6 snRNA 3'-end processing. The record is from RefSeq and is a predicted model, not a curated record. Gene Ontology annotation, molecular function: 3'-5'-RNA exonuclease activity. Gene Ontology annotation, cellular component: nucleus. The transcript is spliced from 6 exons. The coding region runs from base 187 to 879 and encodes 230 amino acids. Lineage: Eukaryota; Metazoa; Chordata; Chondrichthyes; Chimaeriformes; Callorhinchidae.
UGCCCAGUGCCCUGGGACGCCUUUCCGACGCGAAGGGUGCAAUACAAGUGUAAUUCGCUGUUUUACGCAGUCACUACACUUCGUGGUAAAUCCUGUGAAACUCUUUGAGGCGAAAGGCGGCGCAUCAAAUGGAAGGAUUAUUAUUACUGUGCGUUACACAAAUGUGAGUUUCCUUUGAGUGCUCCAAUGUUUUCGUGUGUGUGUGCAGUGAGCCAUCCCGGUGCCUUCCUAUCCCGGACAGUGUCAUGGUUAUGUUCGAGGACACGGAAGAGCAGUCAGACGACAGCAGUAAGCACAGCGGACGUAUCCGCUCCUUUCCUCACCAGCGAGGCAACUGGUCGACGCUUGUAUAACCCUGAGGAGGAGUUUGUGGAACUCACUGACCUGCUGCUGUCCCACCUUCUUGAGGUUGGGGCUUCCAUGACCAGGAUGCUGGAGUUCCACAUCAGCCUUUCACAGACCGUGGUGUUGCGCUAUCACUGGAUAACCCCCUUUGUGCAGUCCUUAAAGGACUUGCUGUCUCCUUAUGACAGGUUUUACUGUGUCUCGGACAAGGUGAAGAUCUACUGUAACCAAGAGAAGACCAGGACCUUCCUGGGUUUGGAGGUUUCCGCUGGUGACAAGUAUCUCCUCGAGCUGGUCCAUGAGGUGGACAAAUGCAUGGAGGAGUAUGAUCUGAAAACGUUCUAUAAGAGCCCUUCCUUUCACAUUAGCCUGGGCUGGUGCUUGGGAGAUGCUACUGCUCAGCUUGCAAAACACCAGCAGGAAUUACAGGAUAUAGUGGAUAAGUUUGAGGACAGCGCCAGGAUCCUCCGGGUAUACGCAGAUCAGGUUCGGUGCAAAACCGGGAACAAGAUAUUUUCCUUCCCUUUACAAUAGUCCUGGCCACUGAUCUCCCCAGCGGGACUGGAUCCCACAGAGAACUCGCUGCAGGGACAGCUCAGGGAGAGGUCUUGUUUGAUUCACACGUCUUCAGCGGUUACAGAGGGAACUGAUUCCCAUUCCUCAAUGCACCAGUCUUGCCGACUGACUGUUGACCUGUGAAGUCUGCAAUACCGUGGCUGGUUUAUAUCGAACACCCCUCUGCUGAGAACUGUUACAAUACAUUUUUUGAAUGGAAAACGUUGCACAGUGAAAAUCAAAUAGGAUUUCACCCCCAAUCUCAGGCUUUGUAAAUAUUAGAUUCUCCUUUGUAUCGUACCACAGUAGUGCUGAUGCCAUGUCAAGAGUGAGUGACCCGAGUCUAUCUCAAGCUGAAAGUUCCAGGUUCUUUAUGCACUUUACAAUUUUGGGUAAAGCUACAGUAUGUGCGUGAAUCAUGAGUGGAAGUACUUUGUAAAUCUGAUCAGCUGUUAAUCUUGGAAUAACUUGUGUUAAAGGUUUAUUUACAUCAAA